Molecule: messenger RNA, 2841 nt
Organism: Peronospora matthiolae
Lineage: Eukaryota; Oomycota; Peronosporomycetes; Peronosporales; Peronosporaceae
Source: the annotation of a GenBank genome assembly
AUGGCAAAUGGCAAUCGACGGCAGCAGACCCACGCUCUGGGUCCAAUCCCGCUCAGUGCCGGCGAGAUCGAGCUGUACGCGCGUCAAGAUGAGAUGACGCGUCGCCGCCGUCGUCUCUUGGCAAUGCGAGAGGAGGAGCGACGUUUAGCCCAGCAAGUGACGCAGCGCUAUCGCAAUAAUCUGAAAAAACUGCAGCACUGGAAAAGUCUUGAGUUGCAAAAGGAGGUGGAAUCCGAGCCACAAAAGAUCGAACAUGGCAAUCAGGUGGAGAAAUGUUGUGGCAGACGGAAAGAGUGGACAAUUUAUGAUGCGCAAAGAGUUUUGAAAGACGACUUGGCCGUGCAAAGUGCGAGACGGCGGCGCAUGAAGCAGAAUGAUGCGAAAGGAAAGACUGUGAGUAGAUUGCAGACAAGACAAGCUAGUUCUCGAGAUCAGGCGAAGCAGGAACUCGCUCAAGUACGAGCGGGGAGUGAUGCGGAUGAUACUCGAUCCGUCACUUUGGCUGAUUCCAAAAACAAGCGCUCGAAUGGUGAUAUGAUUGUAGAUGGUGAGUCAAGAGGCAGCGGUAAGCUUGAAGCUCCUGAGCACAGCAUUUCUAUUGACAUGAAUGGCGAGAUAAAGUCUGGUGUUUUGGCCACAAAUGGUGGACAUGAUGAACGAUCGAGCCCCGCAUGUGAACGGGACUUGAUUACGACUACAUUGGGAGGCUUGCGAUGUGAAGAAACUGGGAAACGUGUGACGUCGAUGGACAGACGCGACAUAGGUGCACUAGAAGAUUUCAUCGUACCUUUAGAACCGCUUGAUGGGUACCGAAACAGCGAGUUGAAGAACAAGGCUGACAUCUUGAAGACAAAAGUGAGUAGGGGCUGCAGUGAGCACGGUUGUAACGGGUUGAUUAAGACACAACAGCUGCAGAGGUAUGAACUUGUAAGAGAUCAUCAAAACUUAGCACCUCGCACGAAACAGCGCCGAUGCUGCUCCAUGUCUAAAGAAUAUGGAAGGCUCGAAGGUAAAGAAAGCGAGAACAGAUUGGGCAGGCUUGUGGAGACCGAAUGUUUAGAAAAAGAGGCUGCAGAGUGCUACGGCAUUACGUCUUUCGUUGCUCCCUCCAGGGAUCACAAGAAAAUGCUACCGUUGAAUACAGGGCAAUCGGGAAAGCACAAGAACGUUCGUGAUCGACCGUUCCUGGAGAUGCCUGAUGCGCAAUGGAAUGAGCUCGUGACUAGAAGUGAUCGGCAUUCGUCUGGCAUCGAAACGUACCGAAAUAAUAUCGACAAGGCAAGACAGCGACCUGAACAUUUACCCACGUCAAGGUUAGCCGCGACCCACUCUACAUCCCAUGAUCCGAGUGUCUCACUGCAGCAUUUAGCAAGGGGCGAAGGAGACGAAAAAGCGCUUCGAUGCAGAACAGAGCACAGUAGAGCUUGCUCGUCCAUGCAUUCUGCUGAAAACAAAAGUACGGCUUCAACGAACGAUUCCUACAAAGAAGCUGACCGUGCAUCUGCUGCUGAGCAUGACAAAAAAUGUCGGUCAGCUAUCUCUAAAUCGAGAAAUUCGCAUGGAAAGAAAGUUUGCGACAAGGGUGCCGAUUUUGAUGAAAAAAGCUUUGAUGCAGAAGGGCAGUUGUCAUUGUCUGCAUUAUCUGGUUCUGUCAGCCAGAAAUCUUUAUCGCGACUCGAUGAAAUGGUCAAUGACAGGGCGAGGUACUCGAAUCAUCUGGCUAUGGAUGUGGAGUGGAAGCUGUUAUCAUCCGUUUCGUCUGGUACUGUCAGCCAGAUAUCGUUGUCGCGACUAUCCGAAGUGGCAAAUGGAAGGGCAAGGACGCUGGGUCAUCGCUUUGCAGAUCCAAACAUGACGAUCUUCUCGGAGUCUGAGGACCUUAGUACGAAUGAGGGAAACUCUGAGACUGAAUCGUGUUAUCCUCCUCUCGAUAGCGACAGUGGGCACUCUUUUGUGGCUCUCUAUCCUUCCCACCCGCAUCACCGAGACAUGUAUCGAGAAGCACGGAGACAUAGUACUUCAGCUGCGUCUGUCACCCAGUACUCGUUACCACUUUCAGAUGCACAAAGCUCAUUUGAUGAAAGCUUAGAUCAAGUGCACCCUGGUCAUCCCACUGAUGAUAGCUUCGUAAAUGAACUGGUCCCGUUCCUUCCUACGUUCGUGUCGCCAUCAGUUUCGCACUCAUCCGACGAGGGUAACGAAGUGUCAGAGGAGCUUUCAGAUCAGCUGAUUGAAGCACAAAAUAGCGGAAGAUCAACAGCUGAGCAGCUUGCGUCCUCGGGACGAAAAAGUAGACAACGUCCAAGCUACCAGGACCAUCAGGCUGCUGCAACUGAAUAUUCACGUUGUCAAGCAUUUGCGAGUGGGAUUCGGAAAACAACUGGUGAACAUGCAUCGACUCGUGUUGAUGAGAGGGAUUUUGUGCUAUCCAGUGGAUGGAAUUCCUCGACUUCUUCCGUCUGCGGACAAGACGCCGAGAGUUUGAAUGCGUCAGCUGGUCCGCCAUGCGUACGACGGCACACAGAGACUGGACCGAUCGAACGAAGUGAGACUGUUGAGGCUGAUAUUCGUCCACUACCUGUGAAUCGGCAAUCUCGACGGUAUGAACGCGAUGUUAUGUCCGACGUUUCCGUCGAGUCAAAUGUGUCUAGCCUUGCUGUCCAAUUAGAGGCCGCAGCUGUCACUACUCGGUGGAACACCAGGGACGAUGGACAAGGAGACAUUGACCGUGAAUACACUGAACAGGAUGGUCAUCAAUACCAACAGGUCGAGGACUCACUUUUUGACCAAAUGGUGGAUGCGCAAAGCGUUACUUCUGACCAAAGUUAUGCAUCGAGUUGA